AUGAUAAGCCUAGAAAAAGUGUCACAACUGUGCUACAACAUAACGGAAUCUUACUUAAGCCUUAACAAUAGUAAUUCAAUCAUUCAAGAGACUCAACUUACAUUGCAAAAUAGUAGAAGAGAUAUAUUAAAUACUGUUUUUACAAACUGGAAUCCCUUUGGUAGUAAAAUAGCGUUUUCUUAUAAUGGUGGCAAAGACUGUCAAGUGUUAUUGAUAUUGUAUUUGAGUUGUCUAUGGGAAUAUUUUUAUACAUUUGCACAACAAUCACAAUAUGGGAUGGAAUAUAUGCAGUUCCCAAUUUCUAGUGUUUCAUCCGUUUUAAUUUCCAAUGAUGUCAAUUUUCUGACGAUGGAACAUUUUAUCAAGGACACUGUGGAUAGGUAUCAUUUGGAUAUGUAUGACUUUUCUAAUGCAAAAAAUUCAGUAUCCUCGAAGAAAAAUAUGGCAGAUUUGUUUCAAGAUUAUUUAGAUGACAAAUCUGAGAUUGAAGCCAUUGUAGUUGGCGUAAGACAUUCCGACCCGUAUAGUGAGAAUUUAUCAUUAAUUGACAUGACAGAUGAAGGUUGGCCCAAUUUCUAUAGGGUGCAACCAUUGCUUGAUUGGCACCUUACAAAUAUUUGGAGUUUUCUAAUAUAUUCUGGAGAGCCAAUUUGUGGAUUAUAUGGUGAAGGAUAUACCUCGAUCGGUGAUAUCGAUAACACAUUACCAAAUCCUAAUCUCAAUACAAAUGAAAAACAUCAAUUCUAUUUCAGUGAGGAAUUAAAAAGUGCCUUCAACAGAAACAGAAAUCAAAGUACGGAAAUUGGUAUCGAUAACGGGGACCAAGAUUUUAAAGUUAACUUAUCCAAUUUAGACAAAUCAGACAGACAAUUAUUACACUCAUAUAACGCUACUUACUAUCCCGGUUGGUAUCUUAUAGAUGAGAAGCUUGAAAGAGCAGGAAGAAUCAAGAAACCAAAAAAUUAA
Tetrapisispora phaffii CBS 4417 is the source of this 966-nucleotide messenger RNA. RefSeq lists its product as uncharacterized. Gene Ontology annotation, biological process: FAD biosynthetic process. Gene Ontology annotation, molecular function: FMN adenylyltransferase activity. Bases 1 to 966 code for a protein of 321 amino acids. The transcript has a single exon. The record is from RefSeq and is a predicted model, not a curated record. Lineage: Eukaryota; Fungi; Ascomycota; Saccharomycetes; Saccharomycetales; Saccharomycetaceae.